Messenger RNA from Anguilla anguilla (European eel), 1581 nucleotides. Its product is annotated as zona pellucida sperm-binding protein 3-like. Gene Ontology annotation, molecular function: acrosin binding. Bases 32 to 1540 code for a protein of 502 amino acids. The record is from RefSeq and is a predicted model, not a curated record. Gene Ontology annotation, cellular component: extracellular matrix. The transcript has 9 exons. Gene Ontology annotation, biological process: egg coat formation; positive regulation of acrosome reaction; binding of sperm to zona pellucida. NCBI's taxonomy places the organism in Eukaryota, Metazoa, Chordata, Actinopteri, Anguilliformes, Anguillidae.
AUUUGGAUGUUGCUGUAGUUGCUGAUUCACCAUGAGGGGAGAAAGGUUGUUUAUCGGGUUGAUAGUUUUUGGUGUAUUUGAAUAUUUGUGUGAUGCUCAAGGGGGAUAUCAGUCUUCCAACAGUAAUGCAGGAGAUUUUGUAACAACCCCACAGCUUAACAGGAAGCCAGUGGGCUCACAAGCACCUGUCACAGCCCGCCCAACAUUUGGAAGACCAUGGUUCACCCAGGGCCCUGCGACCCGCCCAACCAUUGGACGGCCAGGCUUCACCCAGGGUCCUGCGACCCGCCCAACCAUUGGACGGCCAGGCUUCACCCAGGGUCCUGCGACCCGCCCAACCAUUGGACGGCCAGGCUUCACCCAGGCUCCUGUGACGCCCCGCCCGACCCUUGGGGGACCCAAAGGGUCUACAAUUCCAGUGGAACCUCCUACACCUAAGCCAGAUGCUGUGAAGGCUCACUGUGGGGAAAGCUCUGUUCAGUUGGAAGUGGAUAUGGACCUGCUUGGCAUCGGCCACCUUAUCCAGCCCACUGACAUCACCCUAGGAGGCUGUGGACCUGUUGACCUGGAUGGGCCUACCCAAGUGCUUCUAUUUGAGACUGAGCUGCACAGCUGUGGCAGUGUGCUUGCAAUGACUGCUGACUCCCUAGUGUACACCUUCACCCUGAAUUAUCAACCUAGCGCACUUGGUGCUACUCCCAUCAUUAGAACAUCAAGUGCCGUGGUGGGCAUUCAGUGCCACUACAUGAGGCUGCAUAAUGUGAGCAGUAAUGCCCUGAAACCAACCUGGAUCCCCUACCACUCCACCCUGUCUGCUGAGGACAUCCUUGUAUUCUCCCUGAGGCUCAUGGCUGAUAAAUGGCAGACGGAGAGGACAUCCACUGUGUUCUUCCUGGGUGACCUCAUCAACAUUGAGGCUUCAGUGGUCCAGGCCAACCAUGUGCCCCUCCGCGUGUUUGUGGAUACCUGUGUAGCUACGUUGGACCCUGACAUGAACGCUGUCCCCAGAUAUGCUUUCAUUGAGAACAAGGGGUGUCUAAUGGAUUCCAAGCUGACCAACUCCCGCUCACAGUUCCUGUCAAGGGUACAGGAUGACAAGCUGCAAUUUCAGCUGGAUGCUUUCCGGUUUGCCCAGGAGACCAGGAGUGCUAUCUAUAUAUUCUGCCAUCUGAAAGCCACUGCUGCCUUGCCAGAUUCAGAAGGGAAGGCCUGCUCAUUUCCUCUUGGAAAGGAACGGUGGGUUAGUGCAUCUGGGAAUGACCAGGCGUGUAGUUGCUGCGACACCAGCUGUGCUGGGAGGAAGGGCAGGAGUGUGGAUUCAGGUGCACAAUAUGAGGGUGGUGCAGUCCUGGGGCCCAUUGUUAUCCAGGAGGCUUCCAAAGAUGUGCCUGAGUCCCCUGGCACUCUGACAGCUGAUCACAGAGCAGGAGGUUCCUCUGAGGCUGUGAUCAUGGCAGCAGUGAUGGCUGCAGUGGGACUGGCUUGCAUGAUUGUGCUGGCGACUGUCCUGGUGUGGAGACGCUACAAACCUGUUUUGUAAAUGCGUGUGGGUUUAUAAAUAAAACGGUGGAAGAAAAUCGA